Molecule: messenger RNA, 1688 nt
Organism: Ictalurus punctatus (channel catfish)
Lineage: Eukaryota; Metazoa; Chordata; Actinopteri; Siluriformes; Ictaluridae
Gene: gadd45gb.1
Product: growth arrest and DNA-damage-inducible, gamma b, tandem duplicate 1
Exons: 3
Coding region: 388-849 (153 amino acids)
Biological process (GO): regulation of cell cycle
Cellular component (GO): nucleus; cytoplasm
Source: RefSeq, a predicted model, not a curated record
AUUCACAAUAUUUAAAUCAAGCUUCUUGAUUUGCUCUAAUUCACAUAGACCAUGCAUUCGACAACAAACCUGUAUUUCCAUAUCUAAUUAUAAGAUUCUGAUUCUCCUCAUAUGCAAAAUUGUUUUAAAGUACUGUGCAGUCCAGGGUGCAAAAAAGGCCAUGGAUUAUAUCCAUCAAUCUGCCACGAGCCGGAGUGUGACAAUAGUAGCGUAUUAGCAUACCAAUGCAGCACUGUCCAAUCAGGACAAGUGCCUUUCAGGCGCACCACGAGCCCAAGAAUAUAAAAGCCAACGCCUGGCUCUGAUUCAGCACCAGUCUUUCUCGGACUAUACUAAUCUCUACGUGUCUACCGUGCUCGUCUCGGAACGACUCUUAACCCCAGCAUCAUGACUUUUGAGGAAAUUGCCAUGAAGAAGCCUAGUGAGAGAGCUCAGUACACCGGAAAAGCACUGGAGAAGCUUUUGGUUUCUGCCAAAACGAACGACUGCCUCACCAUUGGCGUGUAUGAAUCUGCUAAAGUGAUGAAUGUUGAUCCGGACAGCGUGUCCUUCUGCGUCCUGGCCAUGGAUGAAGAGUUCGAGUGCGACAUCGCGCUCCAAAUCCACUUCACUCUCAUCCAGGCUUUCUGCUUCGAUAACGACAUCAGCAUCGUGAGAGUGAACGACGUGCAACGUCUGGGUGAAAUUGUCGGCGCUAAAGAUCAAACUGAGGACUGUCACUGCCUUCUUAUCACGAGUCCAGCUGAUGGUUCGUGGGAAGACCCAGCUCUGGAGAAGCUGCACAUGUUCUGCGAAGAAAGCCGCCGCUCCAACGACUGGCUUCCGGAGAUCACUCUGCCAGCUCGCUGAUCUGCUGAUGGGACUCUUCUCACACGAGAUGCUGUUAACCCUUCAUGGAAAUACAUGCAUCCUUUGAAUAAAGGAUGAUGAUGAUGAUGUAUCUUCACAUCCCUGGAUGCUUCUGAGGAGGCUCUAAUGCAGUCCAGGCAGCGCGGGGCAUGCAGGCCCGAAGUGGGCUUUCGCCUCACGGUUCUGUCGCUUCUCGUCCCGUCCAUGCCAAGAUGGUCCUCCUUCUUUAUGUGAACGAGGCCGGGCAUGCCACGAGAGCGACGCAGCGGCCCUCAUUCUUUGUGCGGAUGAGGUUUGGAGAGGAAGGAGAAAGCGAGUUUGUGUUCCACAGCGCAAAUUUCGCAUCAUGCGUUAGACACGCAGAGGACGCGGUGGUGCGUCGUAGCGACGUUUUUGAGAAGAAAUGGACUUAACAUCUGACAUGUUCUUUUUUUAAAAAAAAAAAAAACGUAAUUGCCGCACAGUAUGACGUACCUUAUUGUCGGCAAUAUGCUUCUUUCCACUUUCCAGAAUUGUCUUAUUCUCUAAAGGUUUAACUUUAGAAAUAUUUAUGACAAGAAAUUAAGUCUAAAGGUUUCACUUUAGACAUAUGUCAUCAUAAAAAUAAAAAAAUAAAAACUUAAAAAAAUAAUAAUAAUAAUAAUUCGUUUUAAUUCUAAUACUGUAAUUGUAAUUUUAAAGAAUGGAACAAAAAUGAAUAAACUGGUGAAAUAAAUACUGCCUGUGUGUUUAUUUGUGCACUCUAGUCAUCCACUGAACCCAAACCUAAGUACCGUCAUAAGUGUUGUUACUUGCACAUGCUUGCAUUUUGGGGAGGUGUGUAUACUGUCAGCUGCCUG